AUGAUCUCUGUGAACUCUGCGCAAAAACAGUUUGAAGCUGUUCUCGCUACAGAGGACAACUCUCUCGCCGACGCGAAAAACACACUCGUGCAACUCACGGAGAAAAUCGUAGAGUGCGCAAGGAGUUCAGUGAAGAGAAGCAGAGAACGCGCUCUUGAAGAAGCGGAUCGGUUGUUGAGAGGAGUUCCAAAGACACAGGUGCAGGUUCUGAGUGAAAAAUGCCUUCACGCGCUGGUUCAGCUCAUCGUCUCUGUGCAGAUCGAAAUCGUCAGUGUCUCCUCAGCGUGUCGCAAAUUAGACCAGAUGCUACAGUCGUUAUCUGAAAUCAAUCGAUGUGUUGUCUUUGGAGAAGUACAACGGUGCAUAGACACAUUACUUCAUAAAGAACAGAUGCUUACCAUCAAAGAUCUCCAAACUAUCUGUAUGUUUAUGGAGGACAGUGCAAGUGGGCGUGGCGUACUGAGACAGUUUUGCUCUUCUCUGCUGCUUAAACUGACACAACUAUUACCCAUGAUCCUUCAGGAGGAAUCUCUCAGAAAUGGGCCGCUGUGUUAUCAGACUGUAAAGGUGUGUCUGCAGGUGUUCCAGCUGUUACCUGAACAGGUGACUCCUCUGGUGUUUGGGGAGCAGGGUGGAGAUCUCAGCGUGAAGAACCUUCUGGAGUUCUUAAUGAGUAUCAUCUUAGGAGAGAGCUCAAGCAGAGACACACGGCUUUUGGCCGGCACCACCGUUGCCAUGCUGGUUAACACAGCGUCUCACAGUCAGGAUGGACAAACAGCUGUGAACAGUUUACUACAGCUCACACACUCAGAGCCGUGGUGUGUGACAGUAGGUAAGCUGAAGGUACAGUGUAGCCCAGUGGGGCAGGAUGGUGUAGACAGACUGUCCAUAGUGAGAGGUCUGCUCACCUGCUGCCGUGGAGAUAUCCUUGUCUGUAACCAUGACAACAGUAAGACCUGUCCUCUCCUGGAUGGCCUGUUCCCUGUGAUUUCCACUCUGUGUGGAGAGAAGCUGGACUGUCAUUACUUCAUUUUCCAGGUGUAUCUCCUCUGGCUGAAGUGUGUGAGAGAGUACCUGACUGAGGUCUGGGAGGUCACUGGUGCUCCUUUACUGGGUGAAGACUCCAGUUUGAGACAGAGACUGCUUCAGUUGAUAUGGGACAAUGCAGAGAGCAGGCUGGAGGGGAUGUCGGAGAGCGUGCGAAGCGCCCUGUCUCUGGUUCUGGAGGUGUAUGAAACAGAAUGUGAACAUUUUGGGAGCAAACAGAAGCUGCUUUACUCAGAGCUCCUCCGGAGACUCACACGGUUGCCAUGGGAAUGGAAAGCGAAGUAUGCUCCACUGUGUGCCCUGCUUCCCUACGUCAGUGCUCAGACGGUUCUGCAGCAGUAUGCUGACCUGCCCGCCCACAUCUUGAAGUGCCUCUCCACCAAUCACCUCACUCCGUCUGCCUCAGAACUCUACAAAUCACUGAUCCAGGAGCAGAGACGAGAAUUUCUUGCAGAUGCACCCAAAGACGCCCCACCCACAGAGGCGGAGCUUGCCAGCCGGUGGGCGGAGCAUUGGCGCGAAACACUGUUGGAGUGCCUGAUGUCUGAUGUGACAUUGCUGCAGAGCGGUGGCGCCACCUGCCUGCUGCCCAGCACUCUGCGUGUUUUUCCUGCCGCGGCCGACGCGCUGCUCACCGCUCUGGACCCCACGGUGCCGGGACACCUGCGUACCUGGGCCUGCGUCAUGAGCACCAAACGGACCGUCGGGGGCCAGAACCCCUGGGCUUCAGAACCAUGCCCAGCCUUGGACACGCUCCACCUCGCCCUAUCCUCUGCAGACGACAGCGUGCGAUUGGCCGGUCUGAACCUGCUUUGCUGCAGUGGGCGGAGCCGGGAACCGCCCACGCAGGUAGAAUUCUCCGCCCUCAGACGCUUCAUUCCCCUGAACCUCAACAGCGAGUCAUCUCCUUUCCGCCAGCAGCUCCAGGCAGCCGCCCGAAAGUUUUUGGUGCGCGUCCGUGACUGCUGUAUGGCGAGCCUGAAGGGACAAAAAAGCAAAAGAGGACUUUCUAAAGAACAGGAGGCGGAGCUUAAACAAGGAGUGGAGUUUGUGGACUGGUUAGCUGAGCUGAUGUUUGUGUACCUCAGUGCUGGUCACAGUUACCAGCGGAAGAAAACCGUUUUACUGCUGCUGUCUGUCGUCAUGGAGACAUGCACAGACACCUGGAGCCCGGAGAGGAAGAAAGGGCAACCACCAGCUGACAUGUCAUCUUUAAUCACCUGGGCGACGGACAGAGGACACUGGGAUUUCUUCUCCAGGUCAAAGCAGCUUGUUCUGAUUGGCUGUUUGGAGGAUUCGACCAAUGAGAUCCGUGAGCUCGCGGGUGAGCUGCUCGUGCGUUUUUUCCCUCCGUCGCUCUCUGAUGAUGUCAGCGCGGUGCUGUGCGUGAGAGCAGCCGUGCAGCUCCACUCUCCCCGUGUGCAACAGGCACAGGCUGGAGCGCUGAUGAUGAAACUGCUCCUGCAGAAGUGUGUAUCCGUCAACGGAGUUGUCAGACAGGAAGUGAGGUCAUCCACGAUUUUGCGUUUCCUGUUGAGGCAGCUGAAGCAGCAUUGCCUGAACGCUCAGAGUGACAUGUUGCAUGCGGCAAGGACCACGCCCAUUCAUGGUGUUGUGAGUGCUCUCCAGAGGUGUGUGUUGGAGGUUCCUGGAGUCCUGCGUGAUGCUCUGGACUCUUUCGUUGCCAUGGAGAUGCUGAAUGUCCUGGAGACACUAACGCGUCACCUGCUGGGAGUUCUGUUUGGUGAUCAGGACACGGACGGAAAAGAAGUGCCUCCGUCUUUCUGUGAUAUGGGCAAUGCCAUCAGCUCCCUGAUUGGUCAGGGGGUGGGACUAAGCAUGGAGGGGGAGGAGUCUGUACUGUUGUCAGAGGAACACAGUCUGGUGCUCACCUGCUGUUGGGUGUCACUGAAGGAGAUUGGGAUAUUUUUGGGCAGUCUGGUGGAGAGAAUGUUGAGUGUGUUUAAGGAGGGGGGGCGUCUGUGGACGACUAAGGAGAUGAAGAGAGUGUCCAAAGUCUUCAGAGACAUUUUGCUCAAAUGCCGACACUGGGGGGCAGUGGAGGGCUGCUGUGUGGGCUUCACUAAGUUCUGCACUGCUCUGCUGCACAGCUCUGAUCCUGAUCUCAGACAGAUACCCUCAGACAUGCUACAGCAGGGUUUGGCAGUACUCCAGUCGGCUGGAAGUACCUCAGUGACCCGCCGUGCAGCCGGUCUGCCCAUGCUCAUCCUCUGCAUUCUGUCUGCGGAAGAUUCUGGAAAGACGAGGCCGCUGCUGGCCCAGAGCAUACGGAACCUGCUGGAGCGAGCCAGAGACCCGGUGCCGCACGACUGGGACCAGACAGUGGACCUGCCUCAGGUGUGUGCGGUUCACAUUCUGAACACACUGGUCAGAGGCUCCAGUUUGUCUGUGGCCAUCCUACACUACGCUCCCACCAUAGCCAUCCUGUCUCUCAGGCUCCUGAGCUCCCCCUGCUGGGCUAUGAGGAACGCUGCACUGCAACUCUACAGUUCUCUGUGCUGGAGGUUACUGGGUCAGAACCCAGUGGCUGAGGAGAGUUCUGACAGUGCGUCCCAGUCAGUCAAGGCCCAGUAUGGCAUGUCCCCACCAGCCUUCUUCGGCCAGUACCCCGCCCUGCAGCCUUUCCUACUGGGAGAACUGCAGAGAGCUGCAAAGGACCUGAAAGAGACCAGGCUGAGUCUACAUCCCUCUCUCUACCCCAUUCUUACGCUAUUGAGCAAACUACAACCUGGAGCCCACCAGCACAACAGCGAUUUGUCAGAAUUUCAGGCCCCAUUGCUGCAGCUAGCUGCCAGCCCAAUCUACGGUGUCCGAGUGAUGUCAUCUAAAGCCUUGGUUGCUAUGACACCCCCAGCGGAGUACUCAGACACUCUCUUGCGAUUGGUGGAGGAGAUUCCGGAAUCUGCCGAGGGUUGGUGCUGUCAUAAUCGCCUGCACGGUCAACUCCUGCAAAUCAGAGCUAUACUGAAGCGAGCAGUGACCAAUCGCAUCCCCUCAGUCUGUCUGAGAGAAGUGGUGUGCAGGUUCGAAGCGAGACUCUGGUUGGCAACGCCCACACAGCGCUGUCCUGUGGUGCGGGAUGCCUAUUUGGGCGUGGCCACGCUGCUUAAGGGGUGGUGCUCUGAGACAUUUCUGAACCAAUUAGGUUCAGUGUUACUGUCAGAGAUACAAAAAGCACCACACACGCUCGAGCUUGGCUCCGCCUCUUAUCACCAGACUGCAGUUCACUUCUUGUGCCAGGACCCUAGGUGGGCAUGUCAAGCUUGGCAGAACCUCAGUACAGGGAGUGACAUUGUCCGACUCUCAUUGGUCCGCUGGGUAGUCGAGGGGUGUGGUUGGAGAGGGUCGAGCCUACAACAGGUGUUGGAGAAAGCUCUGCAGGAUAACCUGCAGGUGGCGCUCUUGCAGCAGAAUGUGGAGUAUAAGAGUGCAUAUUUGUCUGCUUUGGUGGCAGUCCUGAGCCCACAGACAGAGCCAAGCAGCGAGCGUGUGACUCUGUGUGUGAGUGAUUGUGUAGAGACUCUGUUGAAGGUUCUGGAACAUUCUGAGGGGGGUGUGGAGUUUCUGGCCCAGGCGCUGCAUGCUGUCAGUGUCCUGCUUUUUUACCGGCCGGAGUCUGGGUUGUUGGAGCGGUGUGUGAAGCUGUUGGAGGUCUAUGGGGCUCCUGAGGCACCAGAGUCAAUGAGACUGGCCUGUGCUCAGGCACUAUGUGUCGUCAGCCAAUCAGAGCCUCUCAGCACAAUGCACAGCCAAUCACAGGCUCUCAACACACGGUUAAUUACUACAGGUGUGUGCCUGCUGCAGGAUGAGUGUGUUCAGGUGAGGAUGAUGGCCACUCGUUUUGCCUCCCUGAUAACGUCACCACGGCGACCCAGCUUCCCUACCCAUGUUAACCAAUCAAUGCACUCGCUGCUGGACCUGCUCCUGCAGGAAUUCUGGGAUAGCCCUGACACUUGGGAGGUUCUGAUUGGCCAGCUACCACAGUGUGAACUGAGUAUGGUACUGAGAGACACUCAGGACACACAGUGUGUGAGUCUGUAUGAACAGGAUGACAGUAAUGUGUUUGCUGAGCCAGGUGUGUUAGUGGAGUGUGUAUUGCCAUAUCUGCUGCGUUUGGCCAUUAGAGCUGCAGAGAGUCCAGUCCUCACACAGAGCGUGUCUGACUGGGCCCAGCAGAACUCAGCCAGAGUCCAGCACGACCUCACAGUCUGCUCACAGCUGUUUACAACAGGGGGCGCUGUGGAGCCGGCGUGGCUGAGUGUUCUGUGUGAGCCGCGUUUCCAUGGCGCUGUCUGCGGCCUGUUUGCCAGGGCGGUUUUACUGCUGUGCCUGCUCCACACGUUCGAUGGCCUGCGAUGUUUGCUUGACUCUGUCACACUGCACAGAGCCCUGCGCGAAACCCACACAAAGCUCCAUGACAACGGUGUCUUCCUGUCCAGUGUGUUUAUGGAUUAUGUUAGUGAGAGAGGGGGCGUGUGUUUAUGAGAAACUGGGAGUGAGUGUGUAGCUAUGAGAAGGUUAGUGUGUGUUUAUAUGUCACAUGCGUGCGUG
Messenger RNA from Chanos chanos (milkfish), 5619 nucleotides. RefSeq names its product thyroid adenoma-associated protein homolog. Gene Ontology annotation, biological process: tRNA methylation. The transcript has 32 exons. Gene Ontology annotation, cellular component: cytosol. The record is from RefSeq and is a predicted model, not a curated record. Bases 1 to 5553 code for a protein of 1850 amino acids. Lineage: Eukaryota; Metazoa; Chordata; Actinopteri; Gonorynchiformes; Chanidae.